Molecule: messenger RNA, 2283 nt
Organism: Penicillium bovifimosum
Lineage: Eukaryota; Fungi; Ascomycota; Eurotiomycetes; Eurotiales; Aspergillaceae
Product: M13 family metallopeptidase
Exons: 5
Coding region: 1-2283 (760 amino acids)
Biological process (GO): protein processing
Cellular component (GO): plasma membrane
Molecular function (GO): metalloendopeptidase activity
Source: RefSeq, a predicted model, not a curated record
AUGCAGUCUGAGAAGGGCCCGCUCGUGGGUGUAGACGAAGUCUACAAUUCCGAGGACAAUGACUUUGUUUCUAGCCACGCCUGGCACAAUAAGCGACAAAGAACUCGCCCCUGUUGGGCAAGAGCCCUGAGAAAAGGGCUGAGCGUCCUGGUGUUUACCGGCUUGAUUACCUACUAUUUAGUUCUUCCGAAUGUCUCUCCGUCAACCGAGAAGAACCCGUCCCAACACACCGACGCUUCCCCGCUUUGCCAGACACCAGAGUGUGUUCAUGCUGCAUCGGAGAUUUUGUACAAUCUGGAUCCCAAUUAUAAGGACGUAGACCCCUGCACCAACUUUGACCAAUAUGUCUGCGGCGGAUGGAGGGAACUCCAUGACAUGCGCCCCGACCAGGGGUCUAUUUUUGCAGGCACAAUCAUGGAAGAGAACGCCCAGUCCAAGCUGCGUCAUAUCCUGGAGCGUACAGAGCCGCCGCAACCAUCCGACGCCGAUAACUUCAAGAAAAUCAAGUCCGCAUACGAUGCUUGCUUGGAUGAAGCUACGGUCAGCAAGCGGGGACGCAAGCCUCUGACCGAUAUUCUGCAUGAGCUGAAAAGUAUUUACCCCGAGAACGCAGGUCUUGUGAAAGGAUCUCAGGAUAAUCUCACCAAAGCAAUUCUGUAUCUGAUGAACGCUGGUGUCAACGCUCUGGCCUCUUCUGGUGUUACUCCUGAUGAUCGAGACCCUGAUAAUGUUGUCAUUAUGAUCUCCCCUCCUCGGCGAAUUGGCCUUCCCGCACGAGAAUACUACAAUAACACGAAGGUCGUGGCUGACUACACAAACGCACUGAAGCAGGUUGUUGGAGGACUUGUCGGCGAUGGACUCGACAAACUUGCCGAGGAUGUUGUGGCUUUCGAGAAGAAGCUCGCGGAUGUCACACCAGACACUCAAACACAGGAAGAUGUCACCAAGUAUUAUAACCCUUUGAGCGUCAAGGAGACCGAAGCACUGAUUCCUGAGAUCUCUUUUGGUGAUAUUACCUCAUCUCUGGCGCCUCCGGAUUACAAAGGAGACCGUCUUAUUGUUGGAUCACCUUCCUAUAUGCAGGCCUUGUCUGGUAUCUUGAAAGACACGAACAGAGAGACCGUUCAGCUCUUCUUGCAGUGGAAGCUCAUCCAAGCAUUUGCGGACGUUAUUGAAGAUCCCGCCGUUGAACCACUUCGACGGUUCAAGAAUGAGCUCGCGGGCAAGGAACCGCAAGCUAAAGAAGAGCGAUGGCGUAAAUGUCUUGGGCGCUUGGAUGACGGGCUUCCAUGGAGUGUCAGCCGUUUCUAUGUGCUCGAUGCAUUCUCCGAGGCCUCGAAAAAGCUUGGUGACCAGAUUGUGUCUGAUAUCAAGGAGCGAUUCAUUUUCACUCUGGAUCAGACAAGCUGGAUGUCCCCGGAUGUGCGGAAACUCGGAAUCGAGAAGGUGGAGAACAUCGUCCAGAAGAUCGGAUAUCCCACAAAGAGCCCCAACUUGUUGGAUCCCGACGAUGUGAAGGAGUACUAUCGGGAUCUUGAAGUCUCGAAGGAUACUUUCUUUGAGAACGAGGUGGCUGUGGCGAGAUUCCAGCUUCGCGAGGAAUGGUCUAAGCUCGGGAAGCCCACCGAUCGUGACGAAUGGGGCAUGAGUGCACCAACUGUCAACGCUUAUUACAACCCACCUGGUAAUGAGAUCGUAUUCCCUGCUGGCAUCAUGCAGCCGCCAGCAUUCUACGGACCCACCGCUCCGUUGUACCUAGCAUAUGGUGCGUUUGGUGCCGUCAGCGGCCACGAGCUUUCGCAUGCUUUCGAUUCCACCGGUCGACACUACGAUGAGAGUGGAAACUACACCAACUGGUGGGACGACAAGACUGUCGAAGCAUUCGAAGACCGCGCCCAAUGCUUCGUUGACCAAUACUCGAAGUUUACCGUCACUGGGCCUGAUGACAAGAUCCUCCACGUGAACGGACGACUCACACUGGGCGAGAAUAUCGCGGAUGCCGGAGGUCUGACGGCCUCCUAUCAUGCAUGGAAGAAGCGCAAUGACGCUAAACCUGAUCUCCAUCUCCCGGGCUUGGAAGCGUUCAGCAAAGAGCAGCUGUUCUUCAUCGCGUAUGGCAAUUGGUGGUGUGGGAAGACUACAAAGGAGGCGGCCGAGCAGGCAAUCUACAACGAUCCCCAUGCGCCUAAAUCAGCUCGUAUUAUUGAAACAAUGGCCAACUCGAGGGAGUUUAAGGAUGCCUUUAGUUGCCCAGAGAAGGAGCCAACCUGCAAGCUCUGGUAG